UUACUUGAUUUCGUGGUGAAACAGUCUGUAGUCAGUCUACAGAGCCGUGCGCCUUUACGCACUUGGAGAAGUCUGCAGGACUUUGGGCACCAGAAAAAACAUUCUUGCAACUUUUAUUGGGCAAACAUGACAGAGGAGAACAAGUCACUGACGGACCAUCCAUGCAGUCCGGCGGGCAGCGACAGCUCUGUGACCCCGCAUGGUUCGGACUCAGAGUCUCUGGCUUCUCCAGCAGGGUCGGACGCACAGGCGACUGCGUCCGUAAAUACGCACAAGCCGGAGAGCAGCACGGAGGAUGAGCGCUUCCCCGCCUGCAUUCGCGACGCGGUGUCGCAGGUGCUGAAAGGUUACGACUGGUCGCUGUUGCCGAUGCCCAAUCAAGGGGAGAGGGGGCUGAAGAACAAACCUCAUGUGAAACGGCCGAUGAACGCGUUCAUGGUUUGGGCGCAGGCAGCGCGGAGGAAGCUGGCGGACCAGUAUCCUCAUCUGCACAACGCCGAGCUCAGUAAGACUCUGGGUAAACUGUGGCGGCUUCUCUCCGAAUCAGAGAAGCGUCCUUUCAUCGAGGAAGCAGAGAGGCUGAGGCUGCAGCACAAGAUAGACUACCCGGACUACAAGUACCAGCCUCGGAGACGCAAGAGCUCCAAAACCGGUCAAGGGGAUGGUAGACCGGGACUGGUCCAACAGCAGCAUCACCAGCAGUGUGUGUAUAAGACAGAACCAGGGAUGGUGCUGGCUGGGACGGGGGAUGUACACCAUCAUUACCAUGCAGACAGGACAGGUCAGUCUCAUGGACCUCCAACACCUCCCACUACCCCUAAAACUGACCUUCCCGUGGGGAGCAAACAUGAGUCCCACCGGCUUGUGGACGGCAGCACCGGCUCUGCUCCUCCAUCCAGCCGUCAGAACAUUGACUUUAGCAACGUGGACAUCUCAGAGCUCAGCACCGACGUCAUCAGCACCAUCGAUGGGUUUGAUGUCCAUGAGUUCGACCAGUACUUGCCUCCCAACAGCCACGGCUCUGCUGUUCUAACCCCGCCAGAUACCAGCCACGCACAUAAUAACCCCCCUGGAUCAUUCAUCCUACCCAGCAUCCACUCUCAAUCCCACAGCAUUCCCACUUGGACUCCCAGAACUUCUGGUGGGACUUCCACUGGAAUGCCACCAUCUUCUUCUACUCGUGACACCCAUGGGCCCCAUGAGGACACCAGCCACAAACCUCAGAUUAAAACUGAGCAGAUGAGCCCAGGUCACUACAGCAGCUCCUCCUCCUCCACUCCUCCACCACCACAACCCGAGUACACCUCCCUCAGCUCGGAAGCCUGCCCUUCCUCCACAUCCUCCACAUCUUCCGCCAACCAGUCUGACUACACUGACCUUCAGAGCUCCAGUUUCUACAGCGCCUUUUCUGGCUAUCCUGCCAGUCUCUAUCAGUACCCUUACUUCCAUUCCUCCAGAGGGCCCUAUGCCACACAGCUUAUCAACAGCCUGGCCUUGGCACCACCUCCGCACAGUCCUCCCUCUGGCUGGGAGCAACCUAUGUACACAACGCUCAGCAGGCCUUGA
This is a messenger RNA of Toxotes jaculatrix (banded archerfish), 1566 nucleotides long. RefSeq names its product SRY-box transcription factor 8a (gene sox8a). The transcript is spliced from 3 exons. Gene Ontology annotation, biological process: morphogenesis of an epithelium; neural crest cell development; negative regulation of transcription by RNA polymerase II. NCBI's taxonomy places the organism in Eukaryota, Metazoa, Chordata, Actinopteri, Toxotidae. Gene Ontology annotation, cellular component: nucleus. The record is from RefSeq and is a predicted model, not a curated record. Bases 127 to 1566 code for a protein of 479 amino acids. Gene Ontology annotation, molecular function: RNA polymerase II cis-regulatory region sequence-specific DNA binding; DNA-binding transcription factor activity, RNA polymerase II-specific.